Molecule: messenger RNA, 3993 nt
Organism: Eublepharis macularius
Lineage: Eukaryota; Metazoa; Chordata; Lepidosauria; Squamata; Eublepharidae
Product: zinc finger protein 883-like
Exons: 6
Coding region: 176-3856 (1226 amino acids)
Biological process (GO): regulation of transcription by RNA polymerase II
Molecular function (GO): RNA polymerase II cis-regulatory region sequence-specific DNA binding; DNA-binding transcription factor activity, RNA polymerase II-specific
Source: RefSeq, a predicted model, not a curated record
UAAAAUAAUAGUCGCCUUGCAAAAUGCCUCUCUGCUUUUGACAAGGGAAUUCAUCAGUCACAAAAUAAGCAGAGCUGGCUUUGUAGGAAGGCACAGAGCCACUUUACAGAAAAUUUGACACGGGAGGAAGGUGAUACACUGAUAUAGGCGGAGGCUGGCUGGAGAGGAGGGGAGGAUGAGGGGACACCUGGACCCAGCAGAUCUGGAAACAAGAAAGGGCCUGGGUGCCUCCAAGGCUGGGAGUAGAAGGGAGCUUUGGGAAGAAUCCAUGCAGGAGAGCCUUGAAGAUGACGUCCUCCCAGCAGUUGCAGAGCACCAGCAAUUCAGGCAGUUCUGCUACCAGGAGGCUGAAGGGCCCAGAGAAGUUUGCAGUCAACUCCACCGCCUUUGUCACCAGUGGCUGAAGCCAGAAAGGCACAGCAAGAAGGAGAUCCUCGACUUGGUGGUCCUGGAGCAGUUCCUGGCCAUCCUGCCCCCGGAGAUGCAGAGCUGGGUCAGGGAAUGUGGGCCAGAGACCAGUUUCCAAGCUGUGGCCCUGGCAGAAGGCUUCCUCCUGAGCCAGGCAGAGGGCGAGAAUCGGGACCAGCAGAUGCCCGUACCGUUAGCCGAAGUGGCUACUUGCUUCCCAGAGGCAGACAGGGCUCCAGCAGACCCAAAGCCAAGGCUGCUGUUCUGGGUGAUCCCGCCGGACCCUGACCAAAGAGCUGUAUUUUGGGAUGGUGGAGCAAUGCUGGGGAUACAUUCCUUGCCAUCUUUUGGGGUUGCAGGGAAAGCAACUUCUGUCCAGCCGGAUCAGCAUCCAGUGGCCUUUGAGGAGGUGUCUGUGUAUUUCACCCAGGAGGAGUGGGCUAUGCUGGAUACGGACCAAAGAGCCUUGUACAUUGAAGUCAUGCUGGAGAUUUGUGGCAAUGUGGCUGCUCUAGGUGGUGGGUGGGAGACUAAAACAGAGGAAGAACCACUCCAGGUCUCAUUGCAAGGGACUGGAUUUACAAAAGGGAAACGGAGAAGAAAAACAGAACCAGAACAGAAGAGGGGGAAUAAACCCUCUGCUUCUCAGGGUGCUAAGUCCCAGGACAUCCCCCCAACUCAAGGAAAGAACACGUGCCCUGUGUGUGGGAAAACAUUCAUUUAUAAAUCCAUCUUUGAUACACACUGGAGAAUCCACACAGGGGAGAAACCGUUUAAGUGCUUGGAAUGUGGAAAGAGCUUCACUCAAAGCACCACCCUUACAUUACAUAAGAGAACACACACGGGGGAGAAACCAUACGUCUGCUUGAAAUGCGGAAAGAGGUUCAGCCGUAGCUCAACCCUUACAUCACAUAAAAGAAUCCAUACAGGAGAAAAACCAUACAAAUGUUUAGACUGUGGAAAGAGCUUCCGAUGGUAUACAUGCCUUACUUUGCAUCAAAGAAUCCAUUCACAUAUGUGCUCUGAAGGUGGAAAGAGUUUCAACUGGAGAUGCAACUUUACAUCCCAACCAAAAAUCCACCUGGGAGAAAAACCAUAUAAAUGUUCAGACUGUGGAAAGACUUUUAGAAAAAGAACGGAUUUGAAUUCCCAUCAAAGAAUUCACACAGGUGAGAAACCCUACAAAUGCUCAGAGUGUGAGAAGACUUUCAGAUGGAAUACUCAACUGAGUUUACAUCAAAGAACACACACAGGGGAGGAACCAUAUAAAUGCUCCCUGUGUGGAAAGAACUUCAGUCGGAGUACGCAUCUCAAUUCACACCAAAGACUCCACACAGGGGAGAAACCAUAUAAAUGUCCUGAGUGCGGAAAGAAAUUUAGCUGGAAUCGCAACCUUCUGUCCCAUCAAAAAAUUCACCUGGUAGAAAAACCAUAUAAAUGCUCAGAUUGCGAGAAGAGUUUUGGAAACAGAACAGAUCUUAAUUCCCACCAGAGGAUACACACAGGGGAGAAACCUUAUAAAUGCUCAGUGUGUGGAGAAACUUUCAGUUGGAGUACUCAGCUGUCUUCACAUCGAAGAAUGCACACAGGGGAGGAGCAGUACAAAUGCUCAGAAUGUGGGAAAAGUUUCAGUCGGAGCACAAGUCUUGCUUCCCAUCAAAGAAUCCACACAGGAGAGAAACCAUAUGAAUGCUUGCAGUGUGGGAAGAGCUUCAGUCGGAGCACCUAUCUUACUUCGCACCAAAGGAUUCACACCGGAGAGAAACCGUAUCAGUGCUCAGUGUGUGGAAGGAGCUUUAGUCAGAGCGCUCACCUUGCUUCCCAUCAACGAAUCCACACAGGAGAAAAGCCAUUUCAGUGCUCUGAGUGCGGCCGGAGCUUCAGUCAAAGAAGAAAUCUUGCAUCCCAUCAGAAGAUCCACACAGGGGACAAGCCGUAUCAAUGCCUGGAAGAGUGUGGGAAAAGCUUCAGCAACACCUCCAACCUCAUUGCUCAUGAGAGGAUCCACACAGGAGAGAAGCCGUACAAGUGCUCUGACUGUGGAAAGACCUUUGGGAAGAAAUCUACACUCAUUACCCACAAGAGAAUCCACACAGAGGAGAAACCAUACGAAUGUUUGGUCUGUGGGAGGAGCUUCAGCCAGACCUCCAGCCUCAUUGCACAUGAGAGAAUCCACACAGAAGAGAAGCCGUAUGAGUGUUCAGAAUGUGGGAAGAGCUUCAGUUUAAAAUCAAGCCUGGUUGCCCACAAGAGAAUCCACACAGGAGAGAAACCAUACAAAUGCUCUGACUGUGGGAGAAGCUUUAGCCAGAAAUCUGCCCUCAUUGCGCAUGUGAGAACCCACAGAGGUGAGAAACCCUAUACGUGCUCAGUAUGUGGGAAAAGCUUCAGCCAAAGCUCAAACCUUAUUGCCCAUGAAAGAAUUCACACAGGAGAGAAGCCGUACUUGUGCUCUGAUUGUGGGAGAAGCUUCAACUGCAGCUCCAGCCUUAUCAGACACCAGAGGAUUCACACCGAGGACAAACCCUAUGAGUGUUUGGACUGUCGGAAAAGCUUCAGCUGUAGUUCUAGCCUCAUUAGACAUCAGAGGACCCACACGGGAGAGAAGCCCUAUGAAUGCUCAGACUGCGGCAAAACUUUCAGUGUUAGUUCCCAGCUUAGCGUACAUCAGAGGACCCACACAGGAGAGAAGCCAUACAAAUGCUUGGACUGUGGGAAAAGCUUCAGUGUGAGAUCGAGCCUCAGUGCCCACCAAAGAAUCCACACGGGUGAGAAACCUUAUAAAUGUACAGACUGUCCGAAGAGCGUCUACUUGAGAUCUAGCCUCAAUGCACACAAAAGAAUCCAUGGAGGGAAAAAGCCGUAUGACUGUGCAGAUUGCGGGAAGAGCUUCACUUGCAGUUCAAAUCUCAUUAGACACCAGAGGAUCCAUACGGGUGAGAAGCCGUACAACUGCACAGACUGUGGGAAAAGCUUCACGUUAAGUUCAAACCUUAUUGCCCAUCAGAGAACUCAUACAGGAGAGAAGCCAUACCAGUGCUCGGACUGUGGCAAAUUCUUCAGUGUGAGUUCUCAGCUCAAUGUGCACCAGAGAAUCCACACAGGAGAAAAGCCCUAUGGAUGUUUGAACUGUGGCAAAAGCUUCACUUGUAGUUCGGGCCUUAUUAGACAUCAGAGAACUCACACAGGGGAGAAACCUUAUCAAUGCUCGGACUGUGGGAAAAGAUUCAACCUGAGUUCAAAUCUCAUUACACACCAGAAAACGCAUAGAGGAGAAAAACCAUACAAAUGUGUGUACUGUGGGGAAAGUUUCUAUACGAGACCAAAUUUUGUUGAGCAUCAUAAAGCCAGCCACAUGGAUGCUCUAAACAUGAAAACAGGGGACAGCAACAUUAAGCAGAACUCCCAGUCUAUUAACUACCAAAUAAAUUAUGUAGGAUGGGAUUGAUCAUUGGAUCGAGGAAUGCAUGAUCCUGCAGAAACUUCUUGCACACUACCCCCUUUGAAUGUUCAAACAUUUAUAUCUUGUCUUUUGAUACAGUGUCCCCAAGGUGGCUUACAGUAAAUAAAAUAUAGAAUAAAUUU